Molecule: messenger RNA, 3753 nt
Organism: Dama dama (fallow deer)
Lineage: Eukaryota; Metazoa; Chordata; Mammalia; Artiodactyla; Cervidae
Gene: VWA5A
Product: von Willebrand factor A domain containing 5A
Exons: 19
Coding region: 144-2489 (781 amino acids)
Source: RefSeq, a predicted model, not a curated record
GAGACGCCCCUCUGCUUCUUUCACCCCAUCUGAAAACCACCCUGGGUUCCUCCCUCCACCAUUACGCCAGAGAGAAGCAAAUAAAAUGCUGGUACUUGAGUGAUUGGGCUUCUCUGAUGGCCCAUCUGUAACCCUGUGUCACCAUGGUGCACUCAGGAGGCCUCCUAACCCCCCAGGAGAAGUCAGUGCCACUGAAGAGCAUCUCUGUGACCUUGUCCAUCUGUGAGUUUGUGGCUGGUGUGUCUGCAACCUUAAACUACAAGAAUGAGGAGGAAGUUCCUUUGGAGGCUUUCUUUAUAUUCCCCAUGGAUGAAGACUCAGCUGUCUACAGCUUCGAGGCCAUGGUGGAUGGAAAGAAAAUUAAAGCAGAAUUACAGGACAAGAUGACGGCACACACCAGCUAUGAGAGUGCCAUCAUCCGUGGCCACCAAGCCUUUCUGUUAGAGGAGGACAUGUGCUCCCGGGAUGUGUUCUGUUGUAACGUGGGGAACCUCCUGCCCGGGUCGCAGGCGGAGGUCACCCUGAAGUACGUGCAGGAGCUGCCCCUGGAAGCAGAUGGGGCUCUGCGCUACGUGCUCCCAGCUGUCCUGAAUCCUCGGUACCAACUCUCUGGAUGUUCUAAGGACAGUUGCCUUAAUAUGAAGACUCCUGAAGUCUCUUUGGAGGACCUGCCCUACACAAUCAGCUUGGUGGCCACCGUCAGUUCCCAGCAUGGCAUUGACAGGAUUCAAUCCAACUGCUCCCUGAGUCCUAUUGAGUACCUUGGAGAUAAUAAGACUUCUGCUCAGGUCUCCUUGGCCGAUGGACACAAGUUUGAUCGGGAUGUGGAAUUCCUAAUUUACUACAGUGCAGUCCACACCCCUAGUGUAGUCGUGGAGAUGGGAGAACCUACAACAAAGCCAGAUGGUGUGUUGGGAGAUCCAGCUGCAAUGGUGACUUUCUACCCGAAUAUCCCAGAAGCUCAGCCAUCAAUUGCCUGUGGAGAAUUUAUCUUCCUCAUGGACUGCUCAGGAAGCAUGCAGAGCCCCAUGAAUAAACAGAGGAAAUCUCCGCUGCGCAUAGAGGUAGCCAAGGAAACACUGAUUUUGCUCCUGAAGAGUUUGCCUCUAGGCUGUUAUUUCAACAUCUAUGAAUUUGGAUCUACUUUUGAGGCAUUCUUUCCGAAUAGUGUGGAGUAUGCUCAGAGUACCGUGGAGGAGGCACUGCGGAGAGUUAAGCUUAUGAGGGCUAACCUAGGGGGUACGGAAAUCUUGACACCACUCCAACACAUUUACAAGCAGCCUUCUGUACCAGGCCACCCCCUGCAGGUUUUUGUCUUCACAGACGGAGAAGUUACUGAUACAUUUACUGUCGCUAGAGAAGUUAAGAGCCACUAUCUAAGGCACAGAUGUUUUUCAUUUGGUAUUGGUGAAGGAGUCUCCACCAGCCUAAUAAAAAGCAUUGCCCGGGUGUCACGGGGCACUUCAGAAUUUAUCACAGGCAAGGAGAGAAUGCAGGCCAAGGCACUUAGAGCCCUGAAACGUUCUCUGCAGCCCGUGGUAGACGAUGUUUCUCUGAGAUGGGAUUUGCCUGAUGGUCUGUCUGCUAAAAUGCUUUCCCCAGAACAGACUGUCCUCUUUAGGGGUCAGAGAUUAAUCCUCUAUGCCCAGUUGACUGGGACAAUGCCGCCAGCAGAGGCAACAGGAGAAGUUUGCCUCAAGUACACACUCCAAGGAGAGAGCCUGGAGAAUAAAGUGACAUUUUCCCUACAACCCAAGCUCGAUGCCAACCUCACCAUUCACCGACUUGCAGCCAAGUCCUUUCUCCAGAUCAAGGACAUGGGCCUCAGGGAGACUACAGCAGGUGAUAAAAAAGAUGUGGUGAAAGUCAGCAUGGAGUGUGGAGUCAUAAGCUCCCACACAGCUUUCAUUGCUGUCAACAAAGAUCUCAACAGGCCAAUUCAGGGGCCACUGUCUCCUCGGGAUGUUCCAAGGCCACUGCUGCUGCGUGCUGCCCCAGUGGUGCAAUCCUUCCCCCAACAGAAGUGUGGACAAUGGAGACAAAGACGUCACAGACGAGAGAAGAAAUGCACGUCCUUAUCAGAGGGCUGCCCUGAGAAGACAAAGCCUUGUGGUUCUGCCAAAAAGACCAGUGUGGAAACUCGCGGUCCAGUUGUUCAAGAUAAUCAUCUUGUAGAGUUGAUUUCCCUUCAAAAGGCAGAUGGUUCCUGGGAUCUGAAUGAAGGUCUGGCCUUGGUCCUGGGUAUGAAGUUGGAAGACAUACAGGCUGCACUUCCUGACAAGGAUGCGAAUUCUUCAAGCUGGGCCACAGUCCUGGCGGUGCUCUGGCUGCAUGACAACGCUAAGGACAUGGAAUGUGAGUGGGAGCUUCUGGAAAGGAAGGCAGUGGCCUGGAUUCGCAUCCAUGCAGGGUCCGUCAGGCAUGAGCUUGUGAAAGCUGCAAUUGCUCUCACGAAAUCGUCUGUGGAUCCUGCCAUCUUUGGCCCCUGAAGAGACCCUCCAGAAGAACAAGUGCCUCUGCCAUGUUACAGUCCUUGCCUUCACCGUCUCUUCUGCUCUGAUGUUUCUGUAGUUUAUACCUAUCCUGUCAGCUUCUUAUUGUACGAGCAGUGGGCGCCCACACCCUCUAGCCUCUUGGUGCCAGCUUCUCUUCAAACGUGCUUUUCCUUCCCCAGCUCCUACCCUCAGCUGAGUGUCACGGGUCCCAGAAUCUGUUCCCUUUCUUGGAGGAAUUCAAAGCAUUCCCAGGCUAUAAUGUCCCUCCUCAAUUUUCCAGAAUGACCACAUGAAACACAGGUGAUGUGGACUCCAGACUAAAGAUUGUAGUGUUGAUGUUUAGGGAAUGCUUGAAUUAGAGAAUUCUCUGCACUUUUUUUCUGUUUAUUUUUGUCCUUAGGUACUUAUCAGGACCAGACUGGUGAACUAUGCACUUUUUUAUUUUUAGAUAGGAAGAAGAGCUGGAGGGGAGGUAGAAAGCCAACACUGGGAUGAAUAUAAGCUUAAGAUCACAAAGAGGGAGACUCAGGGGUCCACUGUGAGGUCUGGCACUUGGGUAGCUUCUUUCUUUUAAAAAUGUUGUUUUUUUAAAUUUGGAGAAUAAUUGCUUUACUGUGUUGUGUUGGUUUCUGUCAUACAGUGACGUGAAUCAGCCAUAAGUAUACAUGUGGCCCCUCCCUCUUGAACCUCCUUUCUACCCUUCACCCCAUCCCACCCCUCUAGCUUAUCCCAGAGUACUGGGGUGAGCUGCAUGCGUUGUAUAGCAACUUCCCACUAGCUAUUGGUUUUACAUAUGGUAAUAUGUAUAUUUCAGUGCUCCUCUCCCAAUUCAUCCCACGCUUUAUUUCUUGGGGACUUUCUUGAUUGAUCCUGCUUGGGCUUUGCUGGCCUCUGCUACAUGCCUUUCCUCCCACUGCCUUGGUGACUUAGGUUGAGUUAUGUCUGAUAGAGACCUGUUUCUCCUUAAUCCUUAAAUAUCUUAGUAAGAAAGCACUAAUGGACUCCUUAGUCCUAGUCUGAACUUAUGAGGCUUCUAAGUCCAGAUCUGACCUCAUAUAAUAUAGGAAAAAACAAGUUGAAGGGCAGUUUCCCCUGAGACCUCAACCUAGACCGCUCACCUCAUGAGGAAGAAAGGAGCUCCUCGUGUUUCUGAAACUAAUGUCCCAUAUACUCUAUCCUGGUAGAAAUGACCCUUUUUGAUGUGUUGCCUCCUAAAAUGAUAUCAUAUCAAUAUUAAAAUGGCCAUCUCUACCCUGCA